ACACAUGCUCCGUCACGGCAGACAUCAACCCUCAGUUGCGAGUUGAAAGCGUUGAGUACUACGGAAGAUACACACCCCAGAAGAAGAGCAAGGAUUCGCGGUAACGACGACGAGCAUAUGCCAACCCAUCAACGCAAAGGCAGCACGCCAGGAUCAAUCGAAUCAACAGAACCGCCAUUCCAUGGAAUCACCAGCGUCACCUCGCGCACUUCGCACACUGAGCACCCACCUGCGGUAGCUGAGAAGCCUAGCUUGCCGCCAUGCGAUCCUUCAGAGCAAACUUUGGCGGAUAAAGACUGGACUACUACGGAGGAUGGCAAUGUCAAGCCACAGCACCCCGCUGAUAAGGAAGCCCCGCGCUCCUCUGAGUCUUCCUCUUCAGACACGCUUCCCGGUGAUGGCUUCACCUACCCCGAAGGUGGCUGGAAGGCAUGGGGAGUCGUCUUGGGUGCUUUUACCGGAAUGACGGCUGCUUUUGGUAUGAUGAAUUCCAUUGGCAUCUUCCAAGCCUACAUCAGCACCAACCAGCUGUCUCACUAUGAUGACAGCACUGUUGGUUGGAUCUUUUCCAUCUACACCUUCCUGGCCUUCUUUUGCGGCAUUCAGAUUGGUCCUAUAUUCGAUCAGUAUGGACCAAGGAUGCUUAUUCUUGCCGGCAAUAUCUGUCUUAUCGCUUCGAUUUUCUUUUUGAGUGUUUGCAAGGAAUACUACCAAUUCCUGCUCACAUUUGGCGUUCUUGGAGGCGUGGGCUCCUCCCUGGUCUUCACACCUGCCAUCUCCAGCAUUGGCCACUUCUUCCAGGUGAAGCGUGCCGCCGCAACUGGCCUUGCUUCGGGAGGUGGGUCUAUCGGCGGCGUCAUAUUCCCGUUGAUGCUGCAAUCUUUAAUUCCGAAAGUUGGCUGGGGAUGGGCAGUGCGCAUCCUCGGUUUUAUUUUCGUCUUCCUUGGCUGCGUGGCUCAGCUUCUCAUCCGGUCACGUCUGCCGCCCAAGCCGGGCGGGAGCGUCAUUCCGGAUUUCCGCAUCUUCAAGGAGAUUCCAUUCACGCUGACUACGGCGGGAGUCUUCUUCAUGGAAUGGGGACUUUUCAUCCCCAUCACAUACAUCACUUCGUACGCCCUGUCCACAGGAGCGAUCGACUACACCUUCUCCUACCAACUCAUCGCGAUCCUGAACACAGGGUCCUGCCUGGGCCGAUGGGCGCCGGGCUUCGUAGCGGACCGGCUCGGGCGCUUCAACUGCAUGGUAGUGACACUGACGUUCUGCUUCCUCACGACGGUGGCGCUCUGGCUGCCAGACGCGCUGCUCUCGCCACUGGGCGAGUACUCGGACAACAAGUCGGCGAUCAAGGGGUUGACGAUCGCGUACGCGCUGCUGUUCGGCUUCGCCUCGGGCACCAACAUCUCGCUGACGCCCGUGUGCGUCGGCCAGCUGUGCACCACACAGACGUACGGCCGCUACUACGCCACGUGCUACACGGUCGUCAGCUUCGGCACCUUGACCGGCAUCCCCAUUGCUGGCGCCCUGCUGCAGGCCACGGGCGGCAGGUACUGGGGUAUGGUCGUGUUCACGUUCGCGACGUAUGCGUGCGCAUGGUGCUCGUUUUUGGGCGCCAGAGUCUUGAAGGUUGGCUGGACUCUGGAUGUCAGGUAUUAGUUGCGAGAGCAUGAAAAGAGUAUGAUAUUGGGAAAUUGAGCUUGGUGGGAUUGGGGCCGUUUGCUUUGCAUACAAUUUGGGUAAGGUUAGGUACGGCUGGUUACAGCUGGUUACGACUGGGUAUGGCCGGGUACGAUUGACGUUCAUUUUCUUAAGGCGUGGCAAUAAUCUCGGACCCAUGGUGGGCUAGAAUGUUAGAGCGGUAAUCUCUCGUUGGUAGCAUUUUUUCUUCUCUUCGGCUUGAAGAAGACUGAUUGAAUCCUCAAAAUUUUUGGUUUGGUUUCGAUU
Aplosporella prunicola CBS 121167 is the source of this 1941-nucleotide messenger RNA. RefSeq lists its product as uncharacterized. Gene Ontology annotation, molecular function: transmembrane transporter activity. The record is from RefSeq and is a predicted model, not a curated record. The coding region runs from base 118 to 1653 and encodes 511 amino acids. Gene Ontology annotation, cellular component: fungal-type vacuole membrane. The transcript is spliced from 2 exons. NCBI's taxonomy places the organism in Eukaryota, Fungi, Ascomycota, Dothideomycetes, Botryosphaeriales, Aplosporellaceae. Gene Ontology annotation, biological process: transmembrane transport.